This is a messenger RNA of Ochotona princeps (American pika), 729 nucleotides long. It is a transcript of the gene MCTS2, whose product is annotated as MCTS family member 2. The record is from RefSeq and is a predicted model, not a curated record. Gene Ontology annotation, biological process: formation of translation preinitiation complex. Lineage: Eukaryota; Metazoa; Chordata; Mammalia; Lagomorpha; Ochotonidae.
AUGGAGAGAAGGGUCCGCAGGCUUGUUGUGGAAAUCAUCGGGAACCGAGGGGAUCCAGGAGCCCAGGAGCCGACAGUGGCUGCAGUCUUGCCGGCCGGCCGAUCCCUGGUCAGCAUCCGGAUCGUGUUCGAGAAGUUCAGCGAGAAGGACAGCGUGUCCAGCUGUCAGCUGAAGACGUCGGUGACCAAGGGCAUCGAGAGCCAGCCUAGCGAGCAGUUCCCAAGCCUGACCUGGCUGGGCACGAUCGUGCCCCGGUGGAAGCCGGUGAGGGACAUGCGAUGCCACGCCGUCCACGGGGAGCUGCUGGCCUUCAGGCAGAGGAGAGGACCCUCCUACCCGGCCCUGCGGCUGCUGCGCAAGUACUAGCAGGUGCACACGGGCACGUCUGUACCCCACAUCGUGGCGGUGAUGGCCGAAGGCAGGCAGCACGCCCAGUGCGUAGACGUCAUGAGGGUCUCGGCGGAGGACAUGGACCAAGUCAACACGGGCGUUGGCAUCGAGAAGGUCCACUGCCACGACGGACUGCUGCACGUGGAGACCUGCACGGGAGCCGCGGGGGCGGCGCGAGUGCCCGCCUCCAGCGCGAAGACUCGGCUUCCGCCACGCCGGCUGCAUCCAUCAGGGGUCUGUUUUCACAAACAGAGAUCAGAGCGAUGUCUGCCAGAGCCGCUGCCCCGGCCUCCUCGGCUCCCCCCCCUGCCUUCCCUGCUGGUCAACCAGGGCUGCUAG